Molecule: messenger RNA, 813 nt
Organism: Lindgomyces ingoldianus
Lineage: Eukaryota; Fungi; Ascomycota; Dothideomycetes; Pleosporales; Lindgomycetaceae
Exons: 8
Coding region: 1-813 (270 amino acids)
Source: RefSeq, a predicted model, not a curated record
AUGGUCAUGGAGUGCGUGGUGGGCACCAUGACAUGCCAAUACGGCCUAGAAUAUUUCAUCAAUGCUCCUGGACUGGGCAGCAACCUAAUUUUCAACAUAACAACAGAUAUAUUCAAUCCAAAUCGGUUCCGUCCCGAUGCCGAUUCACUCAUUCUAUCCAUCGUUUCAUCCCAGCACCUCAUCCUACUUCGCACCGCUCUUAUUUCUUAUACCGUUCGCUUCUUUAGCGUUGGGCUGAUGCGAGUCUCCUUCCUGUUGCGAGCUUUCAACGACGCCUUGAACAUAGUUUCUCAGUCAUGGGUACGGUACCUGGGCUUUUUUCAAGAUCCGGAGUUAGCACCUAAAGAGACGGCUGCAGGUCCCCAUGUAGUUUCCCAGGAACCUUGGGCGAAAUUCCCCGCAAUAGAGCCAAUCAAGGGAUACAACGUUUUGAUUCUUCUCCACAUUGGACGACCUCAUUCCUCUACGCUCUUCCAAACAUCUUUGAUCAGGGGGAUGUUUAUCGAAGAUCUCAACAAGUCUGUAUUUAGCGGCUACGCUAUGCUUGUUAUCAAGGUAUUAGAUAUGCCUCUUGGUGGUGAUGGCCAUUACUACUUCAGUAUUUCAUUCGUAUCUUCUCGGCCCACAGAAGCUGACGUCCCCUUCAGCGUAAAGAGCAUAGAUGGCUCUCUUAACGCCGGACUUGUAGAUAAGAGAGUGGUAAUUCUAUGGAUAACGAUUAUUGGUGGCUCUGCCAACGGAGGCUCAGUUUUGGCGCAGCCAUUUAAAAUGAACGAAUAUAAGACUGUGUGCUUGGUCAACUCGAGGACGUAA